Messenger RNA from Auxenochlorella protothecoides, 423 nucleotides. RefSeq lists its product as hypothetical. The record is from RefSeq and is a predicted model, not a curated record. The transcript has a single exon. Lineage: Eukaryota; Viridiplantae; Chlorophyta; Trebouxiophyceae; Chlorellales; Chlorellaceae. The coding region runs from base 1 to 423 and encodes 140 amino acids.
AUGGGCAUGCCCUCGUUCUGCAAGGGGGUUGUUUGGAGUUGGGGGAUUCCGAGCCUGCACACUGGCCAGACCAUGGCUGCCGCCAAAAGGACAGCCUCGAGGCCAAGGCAUGCCGACGUGGCGGUGCAUAAAUCCCGGCCCCAACCCCGCGGGAGCAUGAGUGUGCCCCUGAUACAAAGUGCCUCAUCUGCAGGGCACCAGCACCCCUGCAACCCCAUCCAGUCGCCCGGCCAGCGGUGCAUGCCCCCUCCUCCACACACACACACCCCUUUUUUCCCCCCCCGCCGCACCUUGAUGGCCAUCCAGGAGUCGGGCUUGAUGAUGCUGCCGGUGCUGUUCACCUCCAGCACCCGGUUGUCGAGGUGGGUGAUGUGCAGCAGCGCCCCCGUCAGCGCCUCCACCAGCGACACCUUCUUCUCGUAG